Messenger RNA from Ectocarpus sp. CCAP 1310/34, 2517 nucleotides. NCBI's taxonomy places the organism in Eukaryota, Phaeophyceae, Ectocarpales, Ectocarpaceae. The record is from the annotation of a GenBank genome assembly.
CAUACGAUCACAACAUAUAUCCAAAUACAACGCGGUGUGGUGUGCAACAAGCUUCACCAUGGCGAUGCGAAGGCUCGUGAAAACUACAGCUCUUCCGGCUGCGACAUUGAUCUUCGGGGCAACCGCAUUUCGGCCAAUGCAUACAGCAUUUCCUCGCUGUUCUGGGCUCGGUUCCAACACUACGCCGCUACCAACGGUAAAGAUGGCGAAGAUGGCGCAAAUGGCCGGGCGACCGGACGGUAUUGAUGAUGCCAUCUGCAACACGCCUGACCCUUCUACAAAGGACUUCAUCAUGCAACAAACAAUGUUGAGGAUCAAGAACCCCCAUUUGAGUCUCGACUUCUACACGAGGGUUCUAGGAAUGAGGCUGAUGCAAGAGUUGCAUUUCGCGGAAUGGGAGUUCAGCAUCUACUUCGUCGGGUACUGUGACCCAUCGGAGAUUCCCGCGGACCCUAAGGAGCGCACAAGGUGGUGCUUCCAACAGGCCGGUGCCGUGGAGCUCACACACAAUUGGGGGACGGAGAAUGACGCCGACCUGAAAUACCAUUCUGGCAACGAGGAUCCUCGAGGAUUCGGACACAUCGGUAUUACCGUGCCUGACGUGUACAAGGCGUGCGAAAGAUUCGAAAAGGAGGGAGUGAAGUUCCGCAAGACACCUGAUGGGGGCAACAUGAAGGGCCUGGCGUUCAUUUUCGGCGAAUCCCGACGGAUACUCCAUCGAAAUUCUUGGGGCGGAUCAAAUGAGUAAGGACUUCUCGAAGUACACGCCCGGGGGGGAAUCCACCAGCACGUAGUGCCGCAAGCAGCGUGGCAAAGCUGCAAGGUUAGGUUCUGUAGGGUACCCACAGAUCUAUACUGGGGGUAAUUACCCUCUGUUUUACCCUACAGAACAAUUCUGUGAGUUCUGUGCCCGUAGCGCCACAAUACCCUACACUUCUGUGAGUUCUGUGACGGUUGCACCACAGUACCCUACACUUCUGUGAGUUCUGUAGCACACACGGUACCCCACAGAGAUUACCCUCUUGUUCUGUAUACAAUACCCUAACACUUCUGUGGGUUCUGUGACGGUCAUGCCACAAUACCCUACACUUCUGUGAGUUCUGUAGCACAUCCCGUACCCCACAGAGAUUACCCUCCUGUUCUGUAUGCCGGCGGCACAAUUACCCGCGGUACGGGUAAACAUUUGUGGAACUACCCUCCACAUUUGUGAUUACCCCGGGAUGCUGACGUCAGUCCAACUUGAAGCGUACCCUCAAAAAACACCACACAACACACAGAGCAAGACCCUCCUUCAGCAGAGAAACAGAACACAUCUGGUACAUACAGCAGAACAAACACACCGUACGACACGCGGUAUCGGGUUCAGCGGGAGCAUGAGCGAUGCAGACCUCGGCAAAGUUCACCGCAAAGUUCACCGGCGCGAGGGACGCUGACCUGAAGGCCGCUGAGGCCGCCUUCGACGUGGUGAACAACACCGCGAACGACAUUGGCGUGUAGACUGACUGUCGGGGGGGGGGGUGUUCAGGAGAGACCCCUCUUUGCUUCUCGCUACUGCUGUUGUGUUGGGAAAAAGUCGGAUGGGAACGGAGUUUGCCCCUUGCCUGCUGGCGAGGAGUAGUCGUGGGGGCGCACCACGAAAUCCUUUGCACUCAGGUUUUCAGUCUUGAUCUUUUUUUCGUCGUGCAGGUUUUUCCCCCUCUGGGAAGUGGAGAGGGUAGAGGAAAACGUAACAUAGUCUAAACGUGAAAUGCUUUUUGUUUAUGUUUAUGUUUUUUUUUUAGCAGUAGUCCUCCGCUGUCACCUGGGAAGUUGAGGACUGGGAUAUAUAGGGGCCGUACGCAAGCACGCUUCAUGUUUUCAAGUCUUGGUUUAGUACCUUGAAACCGAGUCGAACGAAGGCAAACAGCAGUUUGCAAAUACAGAGACUCGCGCGGGUACCGAGGGUAAUGACCGUCUGUAGUUACCCUACAGAUACCCUACAGAGCCUACCCUGUGAGUUCUGUGACGGUUGCACCACAGUACCCUACACUUCUGUGAGUUCUGUAGCACACACGGUACCCCACAGAGAUUACCCUCUUGGUCUGUAUACAAUACCCUAACACUUCUGUGGGUUCUGUGACGGUCGUGCCGCAAUACCCUACACUUCUGUGAGUUCUGUGACGGUUGCACCACAAUACCCUACACUUCUGUGAGUUCUGUAGCACACCCGAUACCCCACAGAGAUUACCCUCUUGUUCUGUAUACAAUACCCCAACACUUCUGUGAGUUCUGUGACGGUCAUGCCACAAUACCCUACACUUCUGUGAGUUCUGUAGCGCACCCGAUACCCCACAGAGAUUACCCUCUUGUUCUGUAUACAAUACCCCAACACUUCUGUGAGUUCUGUGACGGUCAUGCCACAAUACCCUACACUUUUGUGAGUUCUGUAGCACAUCCCGUACCCUACAGAGAUUACCCUCCGGUUCUGUAACAGAUCCAAUACCCCACAGACAUUACCCGUACCCUACAGAACCUAAC